CGAUGGCAGAGCCCUUGUACAGGGAAGUCGAAGGGUUCUACCUUCACGUCGCGUUUCCCGAUGAAUGUGUGCGUUCAGCUCUGAGAUACAAGCCCCAACCCGGAGAACUCUUCAUCGUCAGCUACCCGAAAUGCGGUACAACCUGGAUGCAACACAUUGUCUACGGCAUCUUUCAUGGCCGUUCACCGCCGAAGGAUGCCUUGAGCUUUUACAGAGAGAUGCCCUUUCUAGAAUUCCAAGGAGCAGACUCGGCAAGAGACAUGCCGAGACCAGGAGCCAUCAAGACCCACAUGCCCUUUAAGUUCCAACCGUAUUCGAAGGACGCCAAGUACAUAUACAUCACCAGGAAUCCGUACGACUGCUGCGUCUCCUUCUUUUACCACACCAAGGCCAUGCCAGAGUACAAGUUUGAACACGGUACAUUCGACGAGUUCUUCGAGAUGUUCAUCGAGGGUACUGUCGACUUUGGCGACUACUUCGACCACGUGUUGUCCUGGUACGAACACCGGAACGAUCCCAACGUACUUUUCUUGACCUACGAAGACCUCAAAAAGGACACCGCUGCGUGGGUGCUCAAGAUUGCCGAUUUCAUCGGAGAAAAAUACGGUAAAAAACUUCGAGAGGAUCAGGAGGCUCUGGAUGUUAUAUUGGACAGAACAAGCUUCAGAUCCAUGCAGCAAGACGUGAACGAUUGCUUUAAGCAACUCUACGAGGACAUCAAGACGGUUCCCGAAGAGGAAAAACCGGAGUGGAUCAAGCAAGUGAAUGAUGCCUUGGGUGAAGAUGUGCUGCAGAUGAAAGGCGAUUUUGCGCGUAAGGGAAUCGUUGGCGACUGGAGGAACCAUUUCUCGGCUGACCAGGUCCAGCGCCUGAAGAAACGCAUUGAGCUCAAGACACGUGGCAAAGACCUCAUGGACAUGUGGAAAGACGCCGAUAUUCCAUAAUGCGCACCCUCAACGCUUCCACGAAAUUUCGACCUAUAGAUUUUGAGUGGGAAUAUCCUGUUUCCCAAUGAGUAAUUUUGAACGAAUUAAGGCAGUUACUUGUUUUCUGUUAAUAUUCUUGUAACUUGAA
Molecule: messenger RNA, 1074 nt
Organism: Ixodes scapularis (black-legged tick)
Lineage: Eukaryota; Metazoa; Arthropoda; Arachnida; Ixodida; Ixodidae
Product: sulfotransferase 1C2-like
Exons: 1
Coding region: 3-944 (313 amino acids)
Biological process (GO): sulfation
Cellular component (GO): cytoplasm
Molecular function (GO): sulfotransferase activity
Source: RefSeq, a predicted model, not a curated record